Drosophila navojoa is the source of this 2022-nucleotide messenger RNA. RefSeq names its product glutactin. Lineage: Eukaryota; Metazoa; Arthropoda; Insecta; Diptera; Drosophilidae. The record is from RefSeq and is a predicted model, not a curated record.
AGAUCAGUUGAGUUUCGUACUUAGGCGAGCGCUGUCGCAUCUUGGCCAGCUUCACAAUAUCCAAGAUGCAGUUUUUGGUUCUGUGCGCGCUGAUCGCAGUCGGCGCAGUUCUCGAGGCAGAGGCACGAGUGCGCGGCCGGCUGUACGAUGAGGAGAAGGAUACUAUUCUGGAGCUGCCCAAGCUGGGCGCCAUUCAGGGCAAAAUUGUGGAGACGGCGUGGAGCAAGCGUGAGGUGUUGCAGUUCGUGGAUGUCCGAUAUGCUGAACCGCCGACGGGACAGCAUCGCUUCAAGCCGCCACGUCCCAUUGAGCCCUGGGAAGAUGUUAUGGAUGCGACAGCUGAGAAAAUUGGCUGUCCGUCUGUCGUUUCGAUGGACGCCCUGCAAAAGCUGGACGAUGUGCUGGACGUGGAGGACUGCCUGACCAUGACCAUAACCACGCCGAACGUGACGGCCAACCUGCCGGUGCUGGUCUACAUCCACGGCGAGUACCUCUACGAGGGCAGCAACUCGGAGGCGCCACCCCACUAUCUGCUGGAAAAGGAUAUAGUGCUGGUGACGCCACAGUAUAGACUGGGCCCGUUCGGCUUCCUCUCGACCAAGACCGACGAGAUACCCGGCAAUGCCGGCGUGCUCGACAUCUUCUUGGCCCUGCAAUUCGUGAAGCACUUCAUUAAGUAUUUUGGCGGUGAUCCGAGCCGCAUCACGGUGGCCGGUCAGGUGGGUGGUGCGGCCAUAGCCCACCUGCUCACCCUGUCGCCGAUGGUGCAGCGCGGCCUGUUCAGUCAGGUGAUCUAUCACUCGGGCUCGGCCAUCAUGCCCAUUUUCCUGGAGGACAAUCCGCGCAAGCACGCCCAGGAGAUCGCCCAGAAGGCCGACUGCCAGAUGGUAACUGUGCGCGACCUCAACAAAUGCCUCAUGGAGCUGAGCGCCUUGGAGCUAUUGAAUGCCUUCAUGGAGCAUGCGCUCGAGAAAUCUGAUCUGGGCAUUGGUCAUACGGGCGGCAUACAGUUCACAAUUGGCGGUCCCAGCGGGGUGCUGCCCAAGCAUCCAUAUGAUCUCAUGCUGGAGUCGAACUUCUCCUACCCCGCCAUGGGGGGCUGUCCCAAGAAUGCGGGCACACGUGUGCUCAAUGAGAUCGUGGAGAACGACUUUGAGGGCAAGAUACCCGAUGACGAAUACAAUACGUACGACUAUAUCGAUCACGUCAUCCGCCAGGUGGUGGGCACCGACAAGACCAUGCUGCUGACCAGCUUUGUCACCCACGACUUUUUCAACCGCCAGCUGCUUGAGAACGGAACCUUCGACACUCUGAUUCCACGGCUAAUUGAUGUGGCGGGCACCUUAAACCAUAAGCUGCCCGUGCUGCUGGCUAUGAACAUGAACAACAAACACAAUCCGGAGAACACGUUUCUCUAUUCGUUCGAUUAUGCGGGCGAGUUCAAUCGAUAUCGCGACAUGGACGAGGAGACGAACAUGCAGAGCCCCUUCAAAGCUGGCGUCUCACUCACCGACGAGGCGCUCUAUCUGUUCCCCUAUCCCGAUCAUGUGAAGCGCCUGAGCCCACCCGAUAUGACAAUGGCCCAUCGCAUGGUCGAGCUCUGGACAAACUUUAUAAUAACCGGCAAUCCCCUGGGCUCCUAUCGGUCCGGCUAUUGGCCGCCCAUGACCACGCUCUAUGGGCCCUAUAUGAAGAUCGACGAGACCUUGACCAUCGGCGGCAACUACUUCACUGAGUUCUCUGCCACGCUGAAGGACGAGGAGCAGGGCCACAGUCUCAUACGCGAGAUAUACUAUUUACGCAAUCGAGCACGCCGCAAGGUCCUCGGCCAGGCGCAGCGCAAGAAGCAAGCGGCGAGCCAACUCAAAAAGCUGGAGGUGCGAAAGAGUCUUGUCAAGCGUCCCAAUCGCAACAAAAUACGGUUCUAGGGCUCAGGCAACUAGACCAAUUAGCUUAACAGUAUUUCUAAUGAGAAUCCGUAUUUAAUUUAUAAUUUAAUUGAAUUUAAUUUAAAUUAAAGAA